AUGAAUCAAAAGCCACUGAAGAGUAUUCAUUUUCGAGUCGAGACGCAUAUCGAUUUAUCUUCCAAGGGCAAGAUAUCAUCUGUUGAGAGUAAUUCUUAGCGUUACGGUUCACCUAACAAAUUGCCUUCUCUUCAAAACAUUUGCAGAACUAUUUAAGGUGAGGAUGGAACGGUAAUGAAUGAAGAUGAGGAGAUCAUAGGUCUUUGCCAUGAGAUCCUUGAUGAGUAGGGCCAAUAAUGUGAGUAGCAAUCGGACUAGUAGGACAAAGUGGGUACUUGAAUUAAAUGAACGCAAAGAUCUUAAACAACUAGAACAAUGGACAGAUGUACAUAAGCAUUAUUAUGUAGCUAAUGGUUCAAUAAUUAUAAUUACAAUAGUACAGCAACAUUAGGGAUUUCUAUGAAAAAAUGGAGUUGGUCUACACUGGUUCCAUUACUUAGUUAGGUUAGUAACUGGCUGUUAAGUGCAUUGAUUAUUAGACUAUCCUGAAUAAAAUAUGGUCAUCAUUUACACACGCAGUAAAGGAGAUAAUUGAAAAGCAAUCUGAAACCUUCAGAAAAUUGGAGAAAGAUUGUCUCUCAGAAACUGUGAAAUUGCAUUAGAUGUACCAAAAAACCUUGAAUGACAAAGGCACCAAAUUGCAGGACGCUGAAAGAUAUUUGAAAUAGAAUUCUGAUUAAAACGACAAAAUGAUUAAAGAAGGUAGAUACUUGAGAAAAAAAUGCUAAAAAUUAGAGUAAGAACUACUAAACCUAAGAAGAGAGUGUGAUUUCUUUAAAUUGCAGAAUUCUGAUCUGAUCAGGGAAAUAGAUGCAAUGAAAGUCUUCAUUAAUCAUCAAGUCGAUCCUUCCAUCUACAUUCAUCAAAAUCUUGUGAAUGCAUAACAAAUCGAAGAAAAGUUCGCGGAUGAAUUAUAACAUGCCAAAAAGGAGAUGUUUGAAGACUUUAAACAUCAAUUCGAAUAAAGAACUAUGAUAUAUGAAGAAAUGUAUUAAAAAAAAUUAGAUGAUUUAGAAAGGAGAGAGAUUUUAAAUUAAAAUUAGGAAGAUGAAUAAAUACUUCAGGAUUAUUAAUAAACCAUAUUCAAGGAUGAAUGUGUUGGCAAUUCAAUCACUUACAAAACUCAAGAAACUGACACCUCCGACUUACUUCACUUCUCAGAUGCAUCAGUCCAGACUAUUUAAUUCAAGAAAAAAGUAUAUGAUUGGAGUACUCAAACACCUCCUAUUGUUACAUUCAAUCAAUCUGUUGAAGCCAACUUUUCAAUGAUCAAGAGGGAAUGCAUCCCCAGAAACAAAGAAGAAUAGACCUAUUUGGAAAUGUCCAGAUAUCCUAUUCAAGUCUUUAUCGAUGACUAUCAUGAAAUCACAAUUACUUAUAAUAAAAAUACGUUUAACUAGGACUUAAAUGAUUUAGUGGAUCAACUGGGUUAGAGAUCAAGGUAGUUGUUUAACAUUUUGACAAUGAAGGAGGAAUUCCAUUUAGAUGAUUUCUAAUGCGUGAGUUAGUAUGUCAUCAAUAGUUAUAAUGUGUUCAUUAAUCUGAUUCAACAUUUGGAGGCUCUAAUUAUUGAAAACAAGUCCAGUCUAGUAGAGAACAAGAUAUGUCUCUAUGAAACAUAGAUUGAUUCGAAGUAGGCAUAUCGUAAAUAGAAUUAUGCUGAAAAAAAGUUGGAUCUGUUGAUAGGCAAACAUCAAUUGACAUUAAAAUAGGUUUCAUUCCUCCAAAAACAAAUUGUAAGAAUCCACAAAUAUUUGCCUCAUUUUCAAAUAGAAACCAUCAAAAGACAAGCAAUUAAAAAGAAAAUAUUCUUGGAGUUUCCUAAAGUUCAAUCGCCUGGUCCCAAUCUACUGCCUCCUGAAAAAUCGAAUACAAUCUUCUUUUCUUCUUAACCUUAAUUGUUGAUCCCUCCACAAAUCAAUCAAUCUACCAGUUCGUAGAUUCAGAAGUCUGCCUUAGAUAUAGCAUAAAGUGAAUCAACAGAACCACAAUAACUGAGAAGAGACUAGUCAGUUGACCUAUCGAGAGAACCCAGAGAGACUCCACCCAUAAGUCCAAUGAAGAAGCACCAUCCAGUCUAAAUAUGUAAGAGAGUAAAUUAAUUUUAGUCUUCUAAGAUUCAUUGGUUCCACCUGAUGAUUCCUCUUCGGAUGAUGAGUAGGAGGUGGACAUCGAGGCUCAAUUGUCGCCCAUCAAAAAUCUGUUGUCCAUAGAGAAGAAACUAUUCGUGAGCAAAUGUCCAUCCAAAAACACACAAACAGCAACUCAACUGCUAUUGCAAGAGAUACAAUAAUUUCGAAGAGACAGAAUUGACAAUAUUGUCACACGACAAACUCUAUAAAAAUAUUUGUCCAGUUUUGUGUGUUGGUGUGUCAAAUAUGGAAAGUACAAUUAUCCCCUACAUAUACAACUCUAUGAAUUUUAUUAAAUAGAGAAUUUCCAAUAGCCUCCUCAAGUUUGGUUGCAAAAGUAUUAGAGAAUAAUUAAGAGCAUCAUCUACUACAAGAAAAAGACAAGUUACGCUAAACUAUUCCAUUGGAUGUUGAUUGGAGAUCAGAGUUUUAACAUCUAUUUGAGUAUUCUGAACAGCAUUCAAAACAAAGAAUUCACUGAAAAUGGUAUUUUUGUCCAAUAAUCACAACUUUCUGAAGCAAUCGGACAAUAUGUAAAGAAUACUAUUCCAAAAUACGUUCAACUGGUUGAUUAUGAUCAAGAGAUACAACCCUAUAUGCAAGGGAUGCAGGAUUUCAGAACUAAGGAGAUCACUCAAAAAUAUUAGUUAAUUUUGACUUUGUUUGAUUAGGAACGAUUCACAUAGCUCUAAUUCAGACUUUUGUUAUUGGAACUGGACUCAUAGAGGACUGAAUAACAGAUAAUUAAUUUGUUCAUGAAUGAAUGUGAUUUGGAAUAGAAUAGUGUUUAGUACAUGUCGCAUAAGAGAUUCUCACAGAUUUGUGAGGAACAUAAUUUAUUAGCUAAUAUGAGUGAAUAUUUGCAGAAGAAUAAUGCUUAAUAUUUCAACGAUAUCAAGUUGUGGAAGAUACGUGAGAUCGAGUUGAAAUUGAUGUUGAUCAGAUCCUAGAAAUAUGAUUCGACUGAGAGAGAAGGGUUUUACCGGAUGAAUGAGUUGACUUCAAAUGAGCAGAGGAUAUUGUUGGGGAGAUUCCUGGAGAGAAGAGCCAAAGAACUGUUAUUGGAGUAAUAUGCAUUUGAAUGUCUGCCUUAGUACAUGUAGAUCAUACUAAAUUCUUAAUGA
Molecule: messenger RNA, 3256 nt
Organism: Paramecium octaurelia
Lineage: Eukaryota; Ciliophora; Oligohymenophorea; Peniculida; Parameciidae
Source: the annotation of a GenBank genome assembly